CCAGGUCGGUUCAAAAUUCUCCCCAAUUUCUAAAACCCUGCGCAAAAACCACGAAUGAAAAUCCUUUCUUCUUCGUCCCAACCCUCCCCAAAACCCUUUCCUAUCCCACAAUGCUCUCUCGUCUCCUCCCCAAGCCUUCCCAUUUGCGUCUAUUACCCCUACUUUCCGCCAAAUUCCAACCAUAUCCCUCCUUCCCUCAACCCCCUCCAGUUUCUCCCCUCCGUUUCCUCUCAACCAAUCAAAACAACAACAAUAACAAAGAUCAAUCAUUUUCCGAUUCGUGGAAAUUUUCCCAAGAAAGUGACGGAAAAAUCGGUAAUGUCUUCUCCGAUGAGUCUGGAAACACCGCCUCCGGUGAGGAAGACGGUGGUACUGGAAGGAAGAGUGGGGAAGAGGAUUGGUUGGUUCGAGAGGAAGAUAAAGCAUGGAGCUUUGAGGAGGAAGAGGAAGAUGAUAGCGUGUUUACCUUAAAAGAAGGUGUACCAGAAUUUGGUGAAACGGGAGGUGAAUCUAGUAUUGCCCUGAGUGGUGAAGCGGUUGAGGAGCAGGAGAAGCUUGAAGAAGAAGAGAAACAGCUCACUGCCGUACUCAAAGGUCCCAAUCGUGCAUUUGGUGACCUUAUUGCAGCAUCUGGUAUCACAGAUGCGAUGCUUGACAGUUUGAUUGCACUAAAGGACUUGGAAGGGGUUGACGGAUUGCCACCUUUAAGUGUUAUAGAAGAUAUGCGUUAUCAAAAGAAUACAAGGAAAUCCACAAGAGCUGAAAUAGAACGUCAGAAGCUGGAGGAAAUUGCCAAAGCAAGAGUAAGGCAAGUAGAUGAUAAAGGAAGAGCUUAUGGGACUGGGAGAAGAAAAUGUAGUAUAGCCCGUGUUUGGGUUCAACCUGGUGAUGGAAAAUUUAUUAUAAAUGACAAACAAUUUGAUGUCUAUUUCCCAAUGCUUGAUCACCGUGCCACUCUUCUGCGGCCAUUCUCAGAGACCAAGACCUUGGGCCUUUGGGAUAUCAACUGCACUGUUAAAGGUGGUGGUGUUUCUGGUCAAGUGGGAGCAAUUCGGUUGGGAAUCAGUAGGGCAUUGCAAAACUUUGAGCCAGAGCUACGUCCUCCACUCAGAGCUGCUGGUUUCUUGACAAGGGAUCCACGUGUGGUGGAAAGGAAGAAACCAGGGAAGGCAAAAGCAAGGAAGAGCUUUCAAUGGGUCAAGCGUUGAUCAAUUCAUUGCCAGCCUGUUUUUCUUUGCUCAGUUGUUUCUCAAGGAGUUCUUUUUUAAUUGGAUGAAAAGGAAACCUUAAUUUUGCCAUGUUGCAACAAUUUCUAUCAUUCAUAAUAAGGAUUGGUGUUUGUUUUGUAAUGUAGCUUGUAGUCUAGCUUUCCCAACUUGAGUAGCAGCAGAGAUAAGAAGAUUUUGUUGACCAAGAAAUAUGUUUGAGAUAUCGCCACCAUAACAUAGGAGGAAUAGGCCCUUUCUAUUGGUACGUCAUGUUCUUCUAUAUGUACGCUAUUAUUUCAGAUGUCAUUCGCUGGGUUUUUCCAAAAAUUUUCACCUAUGCCAACAAUUGGAAACUUCAUUCUUUUCUUUUUUUU
This is a messenger RNA of Durio zibethinus, 1582 nucleotides long. RefSeq names its product Ribosomal protein S5 domain 2-like superfamily protein. Gene Ontology annotation, cellular component: ribosome; cytosolic small ribosomal subunit. Lineage: Eukaryota; Viridiplantae; Streptophyta; Magnoliopsida; Malvales; Malvaceae. Gene Ontology annotation, molecular function: structural constituent of ribosome; RNA binding. Gene Ontology annotation, biological process: translation. The record is from RefSeq and is a predicted model, not a curated record.